Messenger RNA from Gastrolobium bilobum, 2897 nucleotides. RefSeq names its product cysteine-rich receptor-like protein kinase 8. The record is from RefSeq and is a predicted model, not a curated record. The transcript has 7 exons. Lineage: Eukaryota; Viridiplantae; Streptophyta; Magnoliopsida; Fabales; Fabaceae. The coding region runs from base 72 to 2801 and encodes 909 amino acids. Gene Ontology annotation, biological process: protein phosphorylation. Gene Ontology annotation, molecular function: protein kinase activity; ATP binding.
CCAUUAAAGAACUUUUCACAAUCAAUGAUUGUGUUAUGUUCUAAAAAAUUAACAGACCCAACAGCACAAUCAUGGCUUCCAAUAAGAUUCUCUUCUCCAUUAUCCUAAUUAUCUUCCUCUUUCUUGCAACUACGGAAUCACAAGGUGACCCUUUUUAUCUAUACCAAGAUUGCUCAAGCUUAAAAACCAAUCCCAACACCUCCUUCCAAUUAGACCUAAAAUCACUCCUUUCUACCUUACCAUCUAGAGCAAUCGGUGACACCCAAUUCUUCAACACAACAUUCACUGGCAAAACUCCCUCUGACUCAAUCUAUGCUAUGUUCAUGUGCAGGGGUGACAUCUCUUCCUCCUCUAAUCUCUGUCAACAGUGUGUUCUAAGCGCAACACACAGACUAUCCUCGGAAUGCUCCUUGUCCAAACAAGCUGUGAUUUGGUUUGAAGAAUGCAUGGUUAGGUAUUCCACUACUUAUUUCUUCUCAUCCGUGUCCACAACACCAAAAUUCCCAAUGUGGAACACAGCCAAUGUCUCAAACCCGAAAAGCUUCAUGAGUUUAUUGUUUAUGACCAUGAAUGAAACUGCAGAUGAAGCAGCACUUCAUCCUAUAGGCCACAAGAACUAUGCAACAAAGGAAGUAUCAAUAUCUGAAUUUCAGACCCUUUACUUUCUAGCUCAAUGCACACCAGACCUGUCACCCCACGAUUGCAGAACAUGUCUAGGUGUAAUCAUGGAGGACAUCAGAGGGUGCUGUGGCGGAAGUUUAGGAGGGAGAGUUCUAUGUUCAAGUUGUAAUAUUAGAUAUGAAUUGUACCCUUUUUAUCACACUUCACCAACAUCUACAUCACCAGAGCUAGUUCCUGCAACAAAAACUUCCGAUGCAGAUUCAAGAUUUUCAGAUAAUCCUGUUUAUCUUUCUCACAAUUGUUCAAGUAACAAAACCUUCACUUCAAACAGCACUUUCCAAAUUCACCUCAAGACCCUUUUGUCUUAUUUGUCUUCCAAUGCCACCACUGGCAAGAAAGUGUUCUCUGAGAUUAGUAUUCAAGACACAGUGCAUGGCCUCUUCAUGUGCAGAGGUGAUGUUCCCUCUGUUCUCUGUGGAAAUUGUGUCAUAAACGCAACCAAUCGAAUAUCCUCAGAGUGUUCCUCGUUCCAAGAAGCUAUAAUUUGGUACAGUCACUGUUUGCUACGUUAUUCAUAUCGAAAUUUCUUCUCCAAAGUGAACAAAAGUCCUAUGUUUUCUGAAUUGAAUAUUACCUCAAGACCAAGCAAGGAACAAAACUUCUUCACUAUUAUAUUAGCGAAGACGUUAGAUCAAUUGGCAAUUGAGACUGGGGACAGUGAUGAGAAAUUUGGAACAAAAUCAGCAAAAUUGAAUGACUUACAAACCCUUUAUAGUCUUGCUCAGUGUACGCAGGAUUUGUCAGGUGAUGAUUGCAGGGGUUGCUUAGGAGAUGUGAUUGGAACAGCAAUUCCAUGGUCUCGUUUGGGAAGUGCAGGGGGAAGAGUUCUGUAUCCUAGCUGCAAUCUCAGGUUUGAAUUGCUCGAAUUUUACAUGGAUGGAAACCAAACUCAGCUGCAAAGACCACCUAGUCCUCCUAAAUCAGGAAAAAGAGAUGGUCGGUUGCGAACAAUUAUAUGGAUUGCAGUGCCCGCAAUUGUUCUUGUGCUGGUCUUCUCUUUUGGUUACUAUUUGAUUAAGAGAAAAGCAAGUAAAAGCUAUAACACUAUUCUCGAAGAAAACUUUGGUCAUGAAAGCGCCACUUUAGAGCCAUUGCAAUUUGAUUUGGCUGUAAUUGAAGCAGCAACCAACAACUUUUCAUAUGAGAAUAGGAUUGGCAAAGGUGGAUUUGGAGAAGUUUACAAGGGUAUUCUUCUUGAUGGACUACAAAUAGCUGUUAAGAGAUUGUCUAUAAGUUCAAGGCAAGGAGUAAAUCAGUUCAAGAAUGAAGUGUUAUUGAUAUCCAAGCUUCAACAUAGAAAUCUAGUGGCAUUCAUCGGUUUUUGCCUUGCAGAACAGGAGAAAAUACUUAUUUAUGAAUAUGUGCCAAAUAAGAGCCUCGAUUACAUUUUAUUUGAUUCUCAGCAGCAAAGGUUGUUAAGCUGGUAUGAUCGUUACAAUAUUAUAGGAGGAAUUGCUCAAGGAAUUCUUUAUUUACAUGAAUAUUCUCGACUUAAAGUUAUACAUCGUGAUCUGAAACCUAGUAAUGUUCUCUUAGAUGAAAAUAUGAUUCCAAAAAUUUCAGAUUUUGGUCUAGCUAGAAUUGUCGAAAUAAAUCAAGACCAAGGAAAUACAAAUAUAAUUGCAGGAACGCAUGGUUAUAUGUCUCCUGAAUAUGCAAUGCUAGGACAAUUUUCUGAGAAAUCAGAUGUUUAUAGCUUUGGAGUGAUGGUUUUAGAGAUUAUUACUGGGAAAAAGAAUGUAAGUUCUUAUGAAGCACAUCGUGUUGCUGUUGGACUUUUGAGUUAUGUUUGGAGACACUGGAAGGAUGAGACACCGUUAAGCAUAUUGGAUCCAAAUAUUAAGGAAAAUCAUUCAGAAAAUGAAGUCAUUAAGUGUAUUCAUAUUGGUUUAUUAUGUGUUCAACAAAACCCUGAUGAUAGACCUACAAUGGCAACAGUUGUUUCAUAUCUCAGCUGUCAGUUUAUUGAAUUGCCUACUUUACAAGAACCUGCAUUUUUCUUGCAUGGUAGAAUGGAUCCAACAACAAUUGCAGAGGAAUCAAGUUCCAGCCAAUUUAUCAACAAUUCCAUGCCAUUCUCUACCAAUGAAAUCUCUACAAGUGAAAUUCUUCCUCGAUAGGAUGUUAAUUUUCCUUUUGAAAUCGUUAUGCCAUUGAUAUUUUUAUUGUAUAAUAUAAUAAAAUAUCAUUUGCAACUUUUUACUUGUAAAAGAUAA